AUGUACGCUCGUUACUUGCGUGCUGAUAGUUAUCGUCGUUCUCUAUCCUACCAAAAGCGCUACCUGCUUAUGCUGCUAGGUGACUUCCAAUAUCCUGAGUCUGCGGUUCUUGCCAUUUUAGGACGUAGUAACCUCACUGAGAUUUUAGCUGCCGGUGAACCAGAAAGUGGGUCUCUGACUGGCGAGUCUGAGUUUGGCCAGGCGAAUCACAAAGUUGGAUCCAAUGACUUAGAGACAGAAUCACAGACAAAUAGAACUCGGAAAAGACUGCCAUCCCUGCCUUUGAUCCGGUUUCGCGCUGCCGCGAGGACUGUUCUGGUUAUCCAUCGGUACGUGUAG
Protopolystoma xenopodis is the source of this 339-nucleotide messenger RNA. NCBI's taxonomy places the organism in Eukaryota, Metazoa, Platyhelminthes, Monogenea, Polystomatidea, Polystomatidae. The record is from the annotation of a GenBank genome assembly.